CGUAGGCUGCCACCUGAGACCACCUUUUGCACGGUAUAGAAGAUGGUGAGUCUGUUAAGGUUUGACUUUAUUUCUUUGCUCGCAGUGUUCCGAACGUCUCCUCGCCAACAGCCUCAACGUCGGCUAACAGCUAAGCGUGCAUAACACGACCAUGACAGCAGGAUUAUCACCCACACUCGCCAGGUGUUUCCUGGUGAGCUUUUGCCUCUCGGUCGUUAGCGCCGCCCCAACAGCUGAUCACGCCGUCGUCCAGUCGGUGAGAUCAACGACUGAGUCGAAUCCAACCACGACGGAAGAACUGGAUUUCAAAGACGUGCCUAUUUACGAAAAAGAAAAACUUCGAAAACCUCCCCCGGGAUUUAAGUACGUGCCCGUGUUGAAGUGCAGUAACGGCGAAACCGAAAAAGCUACCGCAACGCCAUCUAACGACCAAAUUGUAGACGAUCAUCAAAUUGCUCAUCCACUGGAAACGGCCGACCAAGCCACCCAGCCUUCAUUAGAUGAAGAAAGACAGGUCACGGAUGCAGUGGAUGCUGAAGAUUCUCAAACGGAAGUGCCAAUUGAUGCCAUUGUAAUCGAAGAUGCCGACCCAGACGAACCAACCGCAACGACCGAUGAAAUCGCGACCGCAGUCGACGACGUUACGCAGGAAAACGUCCAAUCAAUUCAAUCAACAGAUCAACUUGCAGAAGCAGAAGAACCAAUUCAAAAGGUGCAAAUAAGCGAAGACAAUAGUCCAAUCAUUGCGAGUGUAAGUCUCGAAGCGGAAGCCAAACCGGAAUCUGAAAGUGCAAACGCAGCCAGCGAUGCCAUGGUGAAUGCAGAGGCCAACGUCUCGACAGCGGAAGAACUUCCAUCUCAGGUCGCAGUCGAUGAUAAAAAUUCCGUCGUUUCAAAGGACCCGGAACCGGUUCGGCAAUCGCAAAUUGUGGUGGAUAACGUGGACGUCGUUGCGUCGGUCAACUUGGAUGCCGUCACUGAAAAAUCGGACGCAGUCGACGAGAAUUUCGAAACGUAUGGCGCCAUGAAUAUUAAUGAAGACCAGGUCAAAGAUUUCACUGGAUACAAAGUGUAUCGCGUGACCAUCUCGACAGAGGAGGCAGCUCGUUGGAUUCUGAAAUUCGAAGACGUUCCAGGCAUCGAAUUUUGGUCUGAUGCGAAAUUGUUGCUUCAACCUCGCGGCAUCUUCGUCACAUCGGCAACGGAUAUCCUCGUCGCUCCCGAUGUGGCUGGUCACAUGGAAGAAUCCCUGAGGCAAGCCCGUCUUCCAUUCGAAAUCCUUAUCAACGAUGUCCAAGAGGCCAUCCGGGAUGAAAAUCCUCCGAAAUCAGAGGACGAAGAGGAUCUUAUGAGUCGCAAUGGCCACACGCUGACGUGGGAGCGAUACCAUUCGCUCGAAGAUAUUGACAGUUACCUGGAAUACUUGAGAAUCACGUUCCCUAAUUUCGUAACUGUCACCGAGAUUGGACGCACGACGGAAAAUCGGCCCAUCAAAGCCGUGCGGUUUCAUCAGGAAGGAGGUCGAAGUGACAAGAAGACCAUCCUGAUCGAUGCUAGUAUUCACGCACGCGAAUGGAUCACGCCUGCCACCAUCACUUACAUGAUGCGCGAGAUUGUGGACAACCCGCAAAAGUACGAUUGCAUCAUGAACCAGUUCGAUUGGCUGUUCGUGCCCGUUCUCAAUCCCGACGGUUACGUGUACACGCACUCGCACAAUCGCAUGUGGCGCAAGACGCGCUCGCAAACGGAGAGCAUCAUAUUCCGCCAAUCGGCCGAGGCGUCUUUGAUAGCCGACCGCAUAACGCGUUUCGAAGACGAUCCCAUCCUCGACGACGACAUCCUUGCAAAAUUGCGAGCCAAAGUAGCCAGUCCGAAAGCGAGCUUAUCGUGCACAGGAGCCGACGCCAAUCGCAAUUUCGAUUAUUAUUGGCUGACUGGCGGAUCGUCCAGGAACCCUUGCUCCGACACGUUCGCCGGAUCGAAACCGUUCUCCGAACCGGAGUCCAGGGCAUUACGUGAUUUGGUUUUAGAUAACAAAGAUCACCUGGCCAUGUACAUUUCACUGCACGCUUACAGUCAAAUGUGGCUCCUGCCCUGGGGUCACAAACAAGAGAAGCCCGAGGACUUUUCCGAACUUUAUUCGCUGGCCAAGACGGGCAGCAAUGCUCUGGAAAAAGUUAACGGUGUCAACUAUUUGAUUGGUUCUAUCCCGGAUCUUCUAUACGUAGCCUCGGGCAGUUCCAUCGACUGGGUUAAAGGAGCCGUUGGGGUCAAAUACGUCUACACUCUGGAGUUGCGCGAUUCCGGCCGUUUCGGUUUCCUGUUGCCGGCCAGGCACAUCGUCCCGUCAGGUAAAGAGACCUGGAUGGCAGUCCACGCUUCGGCCAUGGAAUUAGCCAAAAGGACGUACGGCGAUUACGUGGAGUGUCCUGAGCCCACCGUUUAAAGGCCACCGAGUUCAUUUGUCCGAAACUCUUUCUGUUCUGUCCUCUCGUGAUUUAUCAUUUAAUGAAGUAUAAAUAAUUAACGUUUGUUUUUUAUCGUUAUUUGAAUUCAUCCGCAACGCAUUGGGAUUUUCUUUUGUUUUGUUUUUUAAUGAUUGGUUUCUACACGACCGCGAGGGGAGGUCGUUCAGCGUUCGCUAUUCGUUCCCACUGAUUUGACGGGUGAUUACGUUUUUAUUUUUUAAGUGCUUCCUAAUUUUUGGUUUUUUUUUCUAAUUGGUUAUAAACAUCAGAAAUGUUUGGUAAAUAUAAUGGGAUUUUUUUGUUUUGUUUUAUUUUGUUUUUCAAACUUCGUGUUGAAUACAAAAGUUGGAUAUCGUU
Daphnia magna is the source of this 2825-nucleotide messenger RNA. Its product is annotated as zinc carboxypeptidase A 1. Lineage: Eukaryota; Metazoa; Arthropoda; Branchiopoda; Diplostraca; Daphniidae. The transcript has 11 exons. The coding region runs from base 152 to 2446 and encodes 764 amino acids. Gene Ontology annotation, molecular function: zinc ion binding; metallocarboxypeptidase activity. Gene Ontology annotation, biological process: proteolysis. The record is from RefSeq and is a predicted model, not a curated record.